UAAAGGCCCCAGGAACUUUCCUGAAAGCCCAGUCUUCCAGGACUGCAGCACUAGCAGCACCAUGCCUAUGACGUUGGGUUACUGGGAUGCCCGAGGGCUGGUUUUCCCUGUCCGCGCACUCCUGGAAUACACUGGCACCAGCUAUGAGGAAAAGCAUUACACCAUGGGGGACGGUCCAGACUGUGACCGAAGCCAGUGGCUGAGUGAGAAAUUCAAGCUGGGCCUGGACUUCCCCAAUCUGCCCUACCUGAUUGAUGGGACUCACAAGAUCACCCAGAGCAACGCCAUCAUGCGCUACCUCGCCCGGAAGCACAACCUGUAUGGAGAGACAGAAGAGGAGAAGAUUCGCGUGGACAUUUUGGAAAAUCAGGUUAUGGACAACCGCAUGCAAUUCCUCACGGUCUGUUACAGCCCUGACUUUGAGAAGCUGAAGCCCGACUACCUGAAGGGUCUCCCAGACAAGCUGACACUGUACUCCCAGUUCCUGGGGAAGCGACCCUGGUUUGCAGGGGACAAGAUCACCAUUGCCGAUUUCCUUGUCUAUGACAUCCUGGACCAGAACCGUUUAUUUGCUCCUGGGUGCCUGGAUGCGUUCCCAAACCUGAAGGAUUUCAUUGCUCGAUUUGAGGCCCUGCCAAAGAUCGCUGCCUACAUGAAAUCCAGCCGCUUCAUCAGAGUACCUGUGUUUUCUAAGAUUGCCAAGUGGACAGGAAAGUAGGACUCUAGUUUCAAGGGUAGGAUCAGCUUUGGAGAGCUCAGGCCCACAGCCCUGCCUCAGCCUUCUCAGUCCUCUCCCUCCACUGUCUCCUCCUCCCCAGCCUGCUAUCCCCUGUCCUCAAAGCCAACCAUCCCAUACAGACCCUGGC
This is a messenger RNA of Ochotona princeps (American pika), 866 nucleotides long. RefSeq names its product glutathione S-transferase Mu 1-like. NCBI's taxonomy places the organism in Eukaryota, Metazoa, Chordata, Mammalia, Lagomorpha, Ochotonidae. The record is from RefSeq and is a predicted model, not a curated record. The coding region runs from base 62 to 718 and encodes 218 amino acids. The transcript has 8 exons. Gene Ontology annotation, molecular function: glutathione transferase activity. Gene Ontology annotation, biological process: glutathione metabolic process.